UGCCUCCCUCUUCUGAUACCACUAACCACAAUGGCCAGGCUCGGGUGAGGAGCUGCCUCUCAGACGAGCCUCAGCAGAAUCAGGAGCGGCGGCACAUUCACCGAGAGGCCCGCGGAGGGAUAUGACACCCAUGUGAGAGGAGAAAGGUCAAUGUGGCUACUAAAGAAGCUCUCAGGACUAGUCGUCAGUGGUUGUGGAUUCCUGAGGCCGGUCUCUAUAGCAACCCCAUCCUCCUCCUGACUACUGCUGCCAACUUCCUCUCCCUACCACGCGUCCAAAUCUCUCCUCAUCCCCCCCCGGCCAAUCAUCGCCCCUGAACCGCGCUGGGAUGGACACAGAAUCAACCCACAGCGGCUACUCGUAUCACUCCAGCCGCUCCGGGAGAUCAAACCGACAUGGGGAUCGCAGUCGUGAGCGGCACAAGGCCAGCAGUAAGGACAGCGUUCGCUCCGAGAGGUCGGUGGUCAUCAACCCCCCUGACUCGCCCUCGCAGGAAUCCCCCGUUCAUAACGGAGAGCCGCUGCCGGGAGAACCCUCGCCUGCAGCAGAGCUCGGAGACGAUGCACAGGAUGAUAACUGGGGGGAAACCACCACCGCCGUGACAGGCACCUCUGAGCUGAGUAUUUCCCAGGAGGACGUGGUCGGUCUGGGGAAGGAGAUCCAGGACCGGACCCAAGGCUUCCGCCGUUUUCUCCCCCUGGCUGUGGGAUUGUGCGUCGGGCUGCUGGUGGUGGCCACGCCCCUCGUCUUCCUCCUCCUCCCGGUCGUCAUGUGGCCCGACAGACUGCAGGCUUGCGGGGCCGCCUGCGAGGGCCUCUUCCUCUCCAUCUCCUUCAAACUCCUCAUCCUCCUGGUGGCCAUCUGGGCCUUGUUCCUGCGACAGGGUCGAGCCGGUCUGCCCCGACUGUGUGUGUACCGCGCCUUCCUCACCACGCUCACACUCCUGCUCACCAUGUCUUACUGGCUCUUCUAUGGGGUCAGAAUCCUCGAUGCUCAG
This is a messenger RNA of Labrus bergylta (ballan wrasse), 997 nucleotides long. The record is from RefSeq and is a predicted model, not a curated record. Lineage: Eukaryota; Metazoa; Chordata; Actinopteri; Labriformes; Labridae.